Aspergillus affinis is the source of this 1341-nucleotide messenger RNA. Its product is annotated as oligopeptide transporter. NCBI's taxonomy places the organism in Eukaryota, Fungi, Ascomycota, Eurotiomycetes, Eurotiales, Aspergillaceae. Gene Ontology annotation, cellular component: plasma membrane; fungal-type vacuole. The record is from RefSeq and is a predicted model, not a curated record. The coding region runs from base 1 to 1341 and encodes 446 amino acids. The transcript is spliced from 7 exons. Gene Ontology annotation, biological process: transmembrane transport. Gene Ontology annotation, molecular function: tripeptide transmembrane transporter activity; dipeptide transmembrane transporter activity.
AUGAAUACCCAGGAAACGGAACGUGAAAGACGCGAUGCAACUGAGGAUGAAGUCAACAUCCUACCCCAUGUAGUGGACUCGAUCCCGUUCAUUGUUUGGAUAGCGCUUGUAGCCGGUACAUCGGAAAGAUUCACAUUCUACGCCGUCUCUGCACCAUGGAAGAACUACAUCCAAAAUGAUCGCGACAGUACCGCUGUCCCCGGAGUUCUAGGUCUCGGUCAAAGAACUGCGACCAAUAUCUCAAGCGCCUUCUUUUUCUUCUCGUUCUUGGCCCCUGCCGUUCGCUAUCCUUUCGGACGUGAUCAAUACACAACCUCGGCUCCACAGUUGGUCGUCACGAAGAGAGGCGAGAGGGUCAUCGCCGACCGCACGUUGACCCUGCAAUACAUAUACAAUAUUUUCUACUGGCUCACCAAUAUUGGAAGUCUCUCUUUGAUUGCCUCGACCUUCUUGGAGAAAGAAGUUGGCUUUUGGGCCGCUUACCUCCUGCCAUUGUGUUCUGUCAGGGUUUCAAUCCAUUUGCUAUUAUUUAGGCAGAGAUCAUAUGUCAAAAUCACACCACAGGGAAAUGUUUUGCCUCAGGCAGCCAAGGUUCUUGCAUACUCCGCCCGAGAACGAUUUCGCCUCGAGGCGGCAAAACCGGCAUUCCAAGCGGAGAAAUAUGGCCGAUCCGUCCCUUGGGUUAAUCAGUUUGUCUCGGAGAUCAAAAGGGGUCUCGUAGCCUGCAAAGUCAUGGCUUGCUUUGUACCUUUUUACCUAUGCAUGAACCAAAUUACCAACAAUCUUGUCUCGCAAGCAGGUCAGAUGCAGCUAGGCGCAAUUCCCAAUGACACGAUUCAAGCUCUCACCCCAAUCGCUUAUGUUCUGCUCGGCCCAAUCAUCCAAAAGCUUCUCUACCCCGGUCUUCAAAAUCAGGGGAUCGCAUUCGGAACACCCAACAAUAUCAGCGUCUGGGCGCAAGCCCCUGUCUACUUCCUGCCUGCAUUUGCCGAGACCUUGGGAUUCACCACCCUGUCUGAAUACAGUUACUCGAAAGCGCCUAAAGACAUGCGCAGCCUAGUGCAGGCCCUGCGACAGGUUACCGUUGGGGUCGGAUCCGCUUUGGGGAUAGCUCUCUCAGCAGUGGCAGUGGAUCCGAAGGUGAUGUACAUGUAUACGGGAUUGGCGGCGACAAUGAUUGUCGUUGCUCCGGGUUUCUGGGCGGCCUUUAGGCGUUACGACAGGAUUGACGAUGAGUUGAAUGGUAUUGGGUUAAUACAGCCAGAUGAACGUGACGAGAUGGAAGAGACUACGUCUAAUACGCGUCCACGAGAAGCGUAUUUUCAAGGUCACUCCAUCUGA